GAGCUGGGUGGGCGGCCUUGCGGCGGGGACACCCGGGGGCGUCAAGGCCCGACCAGCCCCGGCCGGGGCUCCCCCGCAGCAGCCGCUGCCCCGCGCAGGCCUCGGGGCCGGCACCGGCUCGGGCAGGCCUGGACAAACAGAAGGGAUUACAGGGAAGUGCCAUACCGCCGGCCAUUCCAGGGGGCUGUUGGGAUUAUUUUCGCCCUCCCGUUUCCCCGCCCGCAGCGCGGUGCCGAGCGGCGCCGCGCCGGGGCGGAAGUGUCGGGGCCGAGGCCGGCGGUGAGGAGGGUGCUGAAGAUGGCAGGCAGCUCCACUCCUUGGAUUGGCAGUGCUUAUCUCUUCCUUCAAUCGACCUGCAAGACCAUUGCUCUGCCGUCCCUCUACGAGAGCUCCCAGAAGAAGCCUUGUGUGUUCAAGGCCCUGAAGCUGGCAUUAGCAGACUCCACCGGCAGUGUGAAUGGUGUGGACAUGCUCAAGGUGCACUGCAGCCACCCACACCUCAUAGUCCAGCUCAAGUUCUGCAAGCGGGAGAACUGCCGCCGCUUCCUGCGGAGUUACCGGGAAGGAGCGCUCCAGAACUCCCUCCAGAGUCACCUCCAGCUCUCCUUGGCCACAGCCACGGUGCCUCUCAAAGUGGAGCUGAAGGCUGGCAGUGAGCACCUUGACAAGAUGCUGAAGGAUGAGGAUCGUUGCCUGGAGUGCAUCUACAGAGAAAAGCCUGACCGUCUGCCAGAUGAGGAGAUCACAGAGCUGGAGGAAUGCCUCAAGAGCUUGAUGCUUCACCAGAGCACCAACAACAAUGUGGCUGGAAAAGACUGCUCAUCUCUGAAGUCCCAAUGUCAGCCUUAUCCUCCUCAAGGCAGCUCCCUUCCCACACAACUCACCUUCAUCUUUCAGGGACAACAGUUUGACAACAGAACAAUCACUCCAGAUGACCACCAGAAGUUUGCCAAGUCCGUGUCCAAGAAGUGGAAGCAAGUGGGUCGCUCUCUGCAGAAAUCCUGCCGGGCCCUGCGUGACCCUGCCAUUGACAACCUGGCACUGGAGUAUGACAGAGAGGGACUCUAUGAACAAGCCUAUCAGAUGCUCCUCAGGUUCAUCCAGUCCGAGGGCAAGAAGGCUACAAUAGCGCGGCUGAUCGCAGCCCUGGAGGAAAAUGGUCUCGUCAGCUUGGCUGAGGAGCUCUUGGGCCUCCAUUCCAGUGAGGACUGCUCCUAGAGCCCAGAGGACAGUGCCAUUGCUAAGGGCUUUCCUGCUUUAGCUACUGUAUGAAACUGCUGCCAGUGUCUGGGAAUGCAAAGUCCUGAAUAUCACCACAGGUUUCCAUCUAGGUGGAAAUGCUCAGGGGAGAGGUUCUGUGUUUGGACCUCUGACUUUCCUUAUUUCAUCAUUUCCAGAAAUAGAGCACUACCUUCCUGUGAACUGGUGAGAGGCUUUCACCCUGACUUCCUGCAGGACUGAGGGAAGGGAACUUCCUUCAGGACUGUGACAGGGAAGCAGCCAGCCAGAGAGCCUUAGGGGAGAAUGAGGGAGAGGAAAAAGCAAGCAAGGUUUCUCAUAGAAUUUCUCUGGGAAGCAGACAAUACCACUGCUUCCCAGGCUGUGUCCAGGGCCAUCACCUGGAGAGCUGCAAUGUAUUUUUGUAUUGGAAAUAUUUUUGCCUUCAGCCAUGACAUCAAGUAAAUACAAAGAGGAAAGUAAGGAAAAGUCAAUUUUACGUUAUUUUUCUUCUUUGUUUGAAGAAUGAAGAACAUCCAUGGCAAGAGUAUCUGUUCUACCCUGAUCUAUUAUAGCUCCUUCCUACCUCUGAAAGCUUUCCUUCUACCUGGGACAGCCAUAAUCUUCCACAGGGCAAAAGAGUGCUGCUGUACAACAUGCCAGGCACUGAACAAACAAUAUGGACAAACUCAAAUUCAGACAAUAAUUGUCAACAUUUUCUCACCUGUGGUAGACAGUAAUGCGUUGAUUAGCUCUUGGCUGCCAGCCUGAGGGAGCCUGCAGCUGUGGAAAGCAAAACAGUGCUGGAAGGAAAAGAGUCUCCUCAGCAGCAAGUUACCUGUGCAUGGAUCGGAACUGCUGCCCUCAGGUGCACGCAGCAUCAAAUGCUGUCCUCAGACCACAGAGCUGAGCAAUCAGCAGAUCCAGCUGGCUGCUUGUGCCUUCACUCACUUCCUAACCAGCCACCCUGCUGGGCCCAGGAUGGGACAGCUCACCCUGCUGUGUCCCACAGGCGUCAGGAUCUAGAGAGAGCCUUUCCCUGGCACUCCUGGCACUGUGUGACAAUCAAGCAUCAUCUGCCACCGUGCCUGGAUUUACCUGCACUGAUUUUUAGGGUAAAAAUGGUUUAAGAGACAAAUCUCCCAAACCCCAGGGCUGACCCCUGCCUUCAGUUCCCGUGGGAGAAGCUGACUGUCUCCUGGUAUGGCUGAUGCAGACUGCAACAGAGCAGCUGCACUUCUGCCGUAACAAAGCACAGAGCAACGAGUGUCUGGCACGGCACGGGUCCCAUGAAGCACAACAGCAACUCAAUUACCUUUGAUAUAUUCCCAGUGCUUUCCUGAUAGGUUUUUACUAAUGCUUUUCCAUUAAUUCUAUCCUUUUUUGCCCUUCCCAUCUGUGGGAAUAGCCAGUGGGCUGUGGAAAUGUUUUCAGAAGCAGAGGGGGACUCUGGCCACACACACGAAGUCUGUGUGCACAUGAGAAUAUAGGGCUGCUAGAGGCCAUGAUAGGAGCAACUUGGAGUCAGUGCCUGAUGGCCUUUUAAACCACAACUCGCAUCUUACUCCUUCCCUGGAGUCAAAACUGUAAGGAGGAACAUAACCUCAGAUUCGGGUGUGGGCUCACCUUUUAUUAAGCCAUUUUUUUAUCAAUGCCAUUGCAGUUUCACCUCCUCCAUUCCUGUUCCACAUCCUACCCUCUCCCUUCCAGUAGUACCAGUGCUCUUCCCAAACUGAAGCAAUUACCUCUCUGACACUUUUGCUUUUGGGACCAACACAUAGGUGCUGAUCUUAGCUAAUUUAGGCUGCUGUGGAACUAUACCUCAAAGCAUUUAACUUUCCUGCCAAAUCCCAACUGGGGAACUCUGGCAGAAACCCACCUGACAAAUUGUAUUUUAAAAACUUUAAAAAUCUAAAACUUGAAAAUUACUUUAAGAGCAAGAGAGUUUGCUCUUGAUUUUGCAGAAAUUACUUUUUUAAGAAAACAAAGUCAUAUGCAUAACCUGUUGUCUCAUUUGCAAUUAAUAUUUCUAAGCUCUCAGACCAGCUCUUCAUGUGCACAACUUGCACAUAUAGUUACAAGGCACCACUGAGUAGUGAGAAUUACUAGUUUUUGUAGCAGCUGUUAAUGCUCAAAAUGAGAAAGGCUUAUUAUUCAGUAUCUACUUCAAGUCCAGAAAACUUUUUUUGUUGCUGUUACUCUUUUACAGAAGAUUAACCAUGAAUGCUUUCUUCUGAAUGCAAGCGUUGUGCAUUUUCUUCCUGCCAGUAACUGGUACGUGUAUUUCCUCUUACUCACAUAUUCCCUGUCAGAAGUGCCAUUAAGUGCUGGAACCCCUGGCAACCUUUCUGGAAUAUCAUAAUCUCUAACAGCAUUCACAGGUGCCUUCAUUGCAGAGACUUGAAGGAAAAGGGUUUUUCAGUGGUGUUCCAUGGUGAAAUGGUCUCACCAUGGCAUGGUUUAGGACAUAGCAGUGGCUGUUUCAUAUCUCCUUUCCCAUGACCAAUCAUCAUCAUGGUGGGAGAUAAGCCAUGGGCAGUGCUGCUGCUGGAGAAAUUUGCCUUAUCCCAGUAACUGCUCUCCUCCAUAUACUGAGAUAUAUCUGUGAAAAGGAAAAAUUCAGGGGUGAUGGUAGUGUUUCAGAACCAAGUAUAAUAUUAAAAGCAAAUAAAGGUGCUAAUCAGUUGCAUAUAAAAUCUAAAACAAAAAAAAAAAAAAAACCAAAAACAUAAAAUAAGCAGCAGAAAUCAGGCCAAAAUGUGCUUGCAGGAAGAGAUCCAAGAAGGUUUUUUUUUCUGGUUGUUUUCAUAGUUUUAACCAUGUUUCAGAUUUGAAUGAGUCUCCAUUCAGUCUGCCUGAAGGAAUAAAAGAUCCAUCUAAAGGAGAAUUUGAAUGAUUUGUUUUGGCAUAGCUGACCUACAGGGUUCAAACAUGAUAACAAAGAGGAGAUUGAAGUUAAAAUGCUCACAGAUAUACUGUGACAUGAGGCAUCUAUAGAAGCAAACCUGACAGGAUACCCCAAUACAGAAUUGUCUCAAAGGAAAAGAUCUGUUGUUUUGCCAUACUUCAAAGGCAGGUUCAGCAUUGAGGAGCUGUCCUGCUGUCUGGGUCACUGUCUCCCCUCUGCUAUUCCCAAAGGAACCAUACCCCAGCAGCUGCCAACAGACUCUGAAACCAGAAGUGAGCAUGGGCAGAAUGAGGAGCCUCGAAUUCACUUAAAUUGCUGAUUUAUUUAACUGAAAAUUCUGGUGAAUCUGUGGUAUUUUAUCUGGCAUCCUUAAACCAAGGAGGUACAAGAAGAGGAAUCAAGAGGGUUUCUUGUGUCUAAGCCACAUAUUGGAGUGUGUACAUGACACUGGUGCUUUACACUGGACAGGAGUCUGGCCAUAUGUCUUUUGUAUGGAGAUGAACUCAAACAGUGAAGCAAUUUAAGACCUAGAGUAAAAAAAAGUAUUUUUUUCUUCUCUGGAUUGAAUUUUAAACCCACUGAAGGGAGCUGGCUGUACAUCUCUAAUAGAAGCUAAUUGAGAUGUGUGGUUAAUGUCUCUUAGUUUUCAGUGGAAAAAUCCCUUGUUGACCUAAUUCCAAAUUCCCAUGAUAUUCAGCAUCAGAUCUGGAUCAGCCAUGUACAGCUAUGGACUGCAAUGCCAGGCAUACUUGGGUCUAGGACAUUCAGCCUCCAAGGAAUUGUCUUUUAUAGAAAAAGCUCUUUGGUAUAUAUAUUUUCUCUCAUUAUUUUUUUAUAAAUAAAUAUAUA
Molecule: messenger RNA, 4975 nt
Organism: Poecile atricapillus (Black-capped chickadee)
Lineage: Eukaryota; Metazoa; Chordata; Aves; Passeriformes; Paridae
Gene: TRADD
Product: TNFRSF1A associated via death domain
Exons: 5
Coding region: 298-1218 (306 amino acids)
Biological process (GO): extrinsic apoptotic signaling pathway; positive regulation of canonical NF-kappaB signal transduction
Cellular component (GO): tumor necrosis factor receptor superfamily complex
Molecular function (GO): transmembrane receptor protein tyrosine kinase adaptor activity
Source: RefSeq, a predicted model, not a curated record